AUUAUUUAUCCCCUCUCCCUCUCCGCAACAACCCGUCUCUGCCUCGCCCCCCGCCGCCGCCGCCGGAUUCGCUUCCGCCUCCGGCGGCCACGCCCAUUUCUCGCACCACUACCUCGCCUCAUCCGCCGGCUCCGAUCGUCAGCUGCGGCAUCAUCUCUACCCCACGACCACGCCAGCCACAAGACCAGAACGCCUCCCACAGCGGGAAGAAUCCAUUCGGCCAGUCCACACGCAUCAGGGGCGCCGCGCCCCCAUCUUUGACUCGCACUCCGCGUCCGGAUCUAGGCCGGUGGAGCGAGGAAAGAUGAACGGAGGCACCGCCCCAUCGGCGGCCGCCGCGGCGGCGACGCCGCCUCACCGGCGGCUGCCGGACUUCCUCCAGAGCGUGAACCUCAAGUACGUGAAGCUGGGAUACCACUACCUCAUCACCCACCUGCUCACGCUGAUGCUGCUCCCGCUCAUGGCCGUGAUCCUCCUCGAGGCCGGGCGAACCGACCCCAACGAUCUGCGCCAGCUGUGGCUCCACCUCCAGUACAACCUCGUCUCCGUGCUUGUCCUCUCCGCCGUCCUCGUCUUCGGCGCCACCGUCUAUGUGCUCACCCGCCCACGACCCCUCUACCUCGUGGACUUCGCCUGCUACAAGCCGCCCGCCCACCUCCAGGUCCGCUUCGACGAGUUCAUGCGCCACUCCAAGCUCUGCGGCUUCUCUGAAGACGCGCUCGAGUUCCAGCGCAAGAUCCUCGAGCGCUCCGGCCUCAGCGAGGAGACCUACGUCCCGGAGGCCAUGCACGCCCUCCCGCCCCAGCCCACAAUGGCCAACGCUCGCGCCGAGGCCGAGACCGUCAUGUUCGGCGCGCUCGACAACCUCUUCAAGGCCACCGGCGUCAAGCCCAAGGACGUCGGCGUCCUCGUCGUCAACUGCAGCCUCUUCAACCCCACGCCAUCCCUGUCCGCCAUGAUCGUGAACAAGUACAAGCUCCGUGGGAACAUCCGGAGCUUCAACCUCGGAGGGAUGGGCUGCAGCGCGGGCGUCAUCGCCAUCGACCUCGCGCGUGACAUGCUGCAGGUGCACCGCAACACCUACGCCGUGGUUGUCAGCACGGAGAACAUCACCCAGAACUGGUACUUCGGGAACCGCAAAUCGAUGCUGAUCCCCAACUGCCUGUUCCGCGUCGGCGGCGCAGCGGUGCUUCUCUCGAACCGCGGCGCCGACCGCCGCCGCGCCAAGUACAGCCUCAAGCACGUCGUGCGCACGCACAAGGGCGCGGACGACAAGGCGUUCAACUGCGUGUACCAGGAGCAGGACGGCGAGGGCAAGACCGGCGUGUCGCUGUCCAAGGACCUCAUGGCCAUCGCCGGCGGCGCGCUCAAGACGAACAUCACGACGCUGGGCCCGCUCGUGCUGCCCGUGAGCGAGCAGCUCCUCUUCUUCGCGACGCUCGUGGCCAAGAAGCUGUUCAACGCCAAGACCAAGCCCUACAUCCCGGACUUCAAGCUGGCGUUCGAGCACUUCUGCAUCCACGCCGGCGGGCGCGCCGUGAUCGACGAGCUCGAGAAGAACCUGCAGCUGAGCCCGGCAGACGUUGAGGCGUCCCGGAUGACGCUUCACCGGUUCGGCAACACGUCGAGCAGCUCCAUCUGGUACGAGCUGGCCUACAUGGAGGCCAAGAGCCGCGUCCGCCGCGGCCACCGCAUCUGGCAGAUCGCGUUCGGCAGCGGGUUCAAGUGCAACAGCGCCGUCUGGCACGCUCUGCGGAACGUCAAGCCGUCGCCCAACAGCCCGUGGGACGACUGCAUUGACCGCUACCCGGUGGAGCUCGUCGACGGCUUCCCCACACACAAGGCGGCGCAGCAAUAGCAUCCACACCCAUCGACGCUCCUCCAAUACAGAUAUCAUAGCUUGUUGGAUAGAUUCAAAUACUCAUCUGGCUAGUAGUGUGACACAACACAAUGGAGGCUGCUGCUUUUCCAGAGCAUGAUUGCCAUGGAAGAAUCUCUAGGCUUACUGCAGGUCUGCUCUGCUCUGUUCUGUUGUAACCAUGUGUUCGUCAGCAUUGGCUCUUUGGUGUGUACUUCGUGGAUCAUCCGGUCCGAGAGGGAACAUGGGCCCCUGCUGUACUAGGUAGUGGUCCAGACUCCAAAGGAAGGGCCGUUCGUUUCAUUUUUACCAAAGGUAUGUUGAUGGCAAAGGAGUGUCUUGUGUAGUUGUGUGUGUCGGCGGAUGGAUGGAGUGAUAUUUAUUUUGCUCUUUCUGAACUACAUAUAUCACUGGCUUUGAUGAACUGAAUGCUUAUGUCGCCUCAUUUCCCCCCCUUU
This is a messenger RNA of Panicum virgatum (switchgrass), 2316 nucleotides long. Its product is annotated as 3-ketoacyl-CoA synthase 4-like. NCBI's taxonomy places the organism in Eukaryota, Viridiplantae, Streptophyta, Magnoliopsida, Poales, Poaceae. The record is from RefSeq and is a predicted model, not a curated record. Gene Ontology annotation, biological process: fatty acid biosynthetic process. The transcript is spliced from 2 exons. Gene Ontology annotation, molecular function: acyltransferase activity, transferring groups other than amino-acyl groups. Gene Ontology annotation, cellular component: membrane. Bases 305 to 1858 code for a protein of 517 amino acids.